AUGUCAUCAAUAACAAUUCCUAUGAUAACAUAGGCUCAUCGUCUUCAAAAAGACAGCACUUUGAAUUUUCGAACAAAAUUGCAGAAAUCAAUCAGAUUGUCUGAAAAAUAUCAUUGCAAUAUUCAUCUGAAAAGAGAAGAUCAAUAACAAAUCAGAGUAUUUAAGAUGAGAGGUGCAUUCAAUUCAUUUAUGAGUUUAACCCAAGAACAGAAAACAAAAGGCUUAGUCACUGUUAGUGAUGGGAAUUUUGCAGAGGCUUUUGCUUUCUUUUGCAAUCAUUUCAAAAUCAAAGGAACUGUCUUUUUGCCUGAAGUGUGUUUCCAAUGGAAGAUAGAAAUAAUUUAGAAGUAUGGGAAGGAUUAUGUUGAGAUAAGAAGUGUUGGAGAAUCAUUUGAUGAAGCUGAAGCAGCAGCCUAAGAAUAUAUAAAAUAACAUGAUAGAAUAAUGAUACAUCCAUGUGAUAAUGUUAAGGCAAUCAUAGGAAAUGCCACAAUUGGCAUAGAAAUAAUAGAAGAUUUUCCAGGAGAAGUUGAUUAUGUUUUUGUGCCAGUUGGAGCAGGAGCAUUGGCAGCUGGAAUAGCAACCUAUUUCAAAGCAAUGUCUCCAAAUACCAAAAUCAUAGGGGUUUAACCAGAUGGAGCAGCAUCUAUGAAAGCAUCAUUUGAUGCAAAAAAAGUUGUGAGAAUAGAAAGUAUGUCUAGAUUCUGUGAUGGAUCAGCUGUAAAAACAGUUCCUUAAAUUACAUUUGAUAUUUGUUAACAUAAUCUAGAUGAUUUGGUAGUAGUACCUGAAGGAAGAGUUAGUUCAACUAUACUUGAGUUGUAUAAUCAGGGUAUAGCAGUGGAACCAGCAGGAGCUUUGGCAGUCUCAGUUUUGGAUCAAUAUGCAUCAAAAAUAAAAGAUAAAAAUGUUGUCUGUUUAAUUUCAGGAGGAACAGUCGAUCUUUCAAGAUUUGAUGAAUUUAAGGAGCAUUCAUUAUUGUUUGAAGGAUUGAAAUACUUCUUUUUGAUUCAAAUUCCAUUCAGACCUGGCAUUCUCAAGAGCUUUGUUAGUUUAUGUUUGGGGCCAGAUGAUGAAAUUAGCCAUAUCCAAUUCUAGAAAAAAACCAAUAGAGAAAGGGGACCAUGUUUGGUGGCUAUAGAAGUAGCUAAAAAGGAGAACAUCAAAAAGGUCAUGGAGAACAUGACGAAAAUGCAUUUAUAAUAUGAAGUUGUAAAUGAUUCAAAGGAAUUGUUUGAUUUAUUGGUUUGA
Paramecium tetraurelia is the source of this 1251-nucleotide messenger RNA. RefSeq lists its product as uncharacterized. The record is from RefSeq and is a predicted model, not a curated record. Gene Ontology annotation, molecular function: threonine deaminase activity. Lineage: Eukaryota; Ciliophora; Oligohymenophorea; Peniculida; Parameciidae. Gene Ontology annotation, biological process: L-threonine catabolic process. The transcript has 5 exons.